Molecule: messenger RNA, 3430 nt
Organism: Phytophthora nicotianae INRA-310
Lineage: Eukaryota; Oomycota; Peronosporomycetes; Peronosporales; Peronosporaceae
Exons: 2
Coding region: 32-2383 (783 amino acids)
Biological process (GO): transcription initiation at RNA polymerase I promoter
Cellular component (GO): nucleus
Molecular function (GO): RNA polymerase I general transcription initiation factor activity; RNA polymerase I core binding
Source: RefSeq, a predicted model, not a curated record
CAAACGGCGCAUUUAUCCAAAUAGCUCGGAAAUGGCUGGAAGCGCGACGACGCUGCCCUCGGCGCUGCCAGUGGCGGCCUCUCCGACCGAGGAGGAGGUUGCUAGCAUGCACCACUUCAUCGAGAAUGCGCUGGACCUGCUGAUCAAGGGCAAUGCUAAGAGCUACCAUUACCUCAUCCAGCAGCUGACACUCGUGCCGCCGCCGAUCGCCACGCGUCGUAAGAUCUUCCGCGCUCUCCCGCGCUGCAUCUCAACGAUGGCACGUGAGCCUAAGGCUUACCGCGCGCUGUUGGACGUUUUGUUCAAGUUCGACCUGUUGGCAAGUGGCGACCCACUCGAGGUCGAGGACUACACAAGCUUCAUCGUGCAUCUAGUGUCCUCUAACACCGUCUAUGUAGUACCCACACUACAUAUGCUGGUGCGUAACAUGCGUCGUCCUCACGAAAAGGAGUUACCGCCAGACCUCCGAGCGCUCGCCCAGACAGAGCAGAACAAAGAGAUGGAGGCGGCCAAAAAGCCCGCAAAAACGGGUGGAAUCGCCAUUGGAGGAUCUUUUGGAGCCGAUACAGUAGCGGCGCCGACGCCCGUGGUAGAACCAGUGCAGCAAGCCAAAGGACCGAGUCUGGACGAGCGUAUUCAGGCUCGAUUCGAAGCAGCCCACCAGACUCUGGAGCGUGUACUUACACUAGUGCCUACUGCAGCUAAUGUACUGUUCCCAAUUCUAUGCGAACACUUCCCGCACAAGCGAAUGGAUGCACCGACUCAAGUUGCGUAUCUGCGCAAUGUGCUGCGUGUGACAGGGUAUGUUAGUGGACUACGCGAGCGUGUGCUGGGAUUGGUGCUUGACCAGUUAGUGGCUAUUGACGUGGAGAUCAAGCUGGACGAGAGUGAGGAGGAUAUGUUCACAAUGGACGAUUUCCUGGAUGAUGACAUGUUGCCGCCUGACGACGCCUCGCGACAGGUGGACGAGAUGGCCGAUAAACUCGACCAAAUGAUGCUCGUCAUGUUCGAACACAUCGAGCAAAGCGCCGCAUCCUCGUCGCCCGCAUCGGUGUCCUCUGAUUCUGUAGCUGCUAAUGGAGAUAAAGACGUGGACGUUCGCCAAGCAGCUGUGAUCUUCAAGUACCUACUCAAGGUGUUCGAACACUCCAUUCUGAACACGCAUCGGUCCAAGUAUCCGCAGUUCUUGCUGUUCUACGUGUGUCGAAUGGAUCCGCAGUUCCAGGACGUGUUCAUCUCGCAGCUUCUUGCCACAUCGCUGGACCCUCAGACGCCUCCAACCACACGUCAAAGCUGUGGUGCGUACCUGGCCAGUUUCCUUGCUCGAGCCAAGUACAUUUCCGUGGCUUAUCUUCAGAAGGCUCUGUAUCACUUGUUGAAGUGGCUACAUGAUCAGAUGGACAUUUACGACGUAGCACAUCAAGAACAACUGGAGAGAGAAGGUGAGACUGCUGCUGAACGAGACGAGCGAUUGCUGGAGGAAUCGGAGAAAAUGCACACCACAGGCGAGCGUGGCUUCCAAGAAAGCAUCUUUAUUUCCUCACUGCAGACUGUAUGCUACAUGGUUUGUUUCCGUGGAUUGGAGAUCGCUACCAGUGACGAUGGCGCCGGCUACGAAUUCUUGCGCAGUCUUGGCUGGGAGCGGCUGUUGGUCACAAGCAGCGGCUACUGUCCACUGGCAUAUUGUCAACAAACAGUGGCAACAGAGUUCUUGAAUCUGGUGGAGGCGUUCGAUUUGGUCUCCGAGGAGUGUCUCGAACGUGUAGACCAAGCUAUUGGCACAGUCUCGGCGUCGACGACCAAGUCAGCUAAGUCGAUGGAGCGCUCAAAGAAACCAACAGCAGGAUCAGCGUCUGCCUCCACGCUGCUUGGUCAACGUCAACCACUAGAGACGUUCUUCCCGUUCGAUCCCUAUCUCUUGCGUCGCUCAUUCCGGUAUAUUGGUCCGUUGUAUUUGUACUGGAAACACGCUGAUCCGACAUCAAGUGAGAACUGCGAGUUGCUGGAAUCUGUCAAGGCCACGAUCCGUCAGAUGCAGGAGAACGCAGAAGACGAAGACGACGGUAGUGAAGAGGAAGAAGAUCUCGUCGAUGAAGACGUGAGUAUGGCUGGAAGCGCACCCAACGCUUCGUAUCGUGCUGACAGCUACAUGGGCAGUCUCAGUCGGUCCUGCAACAUGUCGGUUAGUUCGUCCUACGACGGCGAGGGCUUUGUCGAUGAAGACCGCACACCAGUAAGACGUCAACUGCCGUCACGCACCAUGUUUGAUCCGUCUCCUGCUCUCUCAGCCAGUUCACCGCCAUCGAGACUCCCUCCUCUUGGUGCUGCCGAUGCCUUCACGCUCGGUGGAUUUGACGACGAGGACGAAGACGAGGGAUUUUAGGACACUAAAGAAUUGAACGAAUGGAUUGCAAUAAGCUAUUUAGCCACACGACGGCGGUGUGUAUACAUAAUGGGCAGACAGACCAACAAGGCCACAGUCAAGCUAUGGCCAUCGAGUUCUCAGCUGUCUACCGUCGACUGAGUUGUGCACGUAGCUGUUCGUUCUCGUCUUCGAGACGCACCAGCUUGGGCACCACUUCCGAGUCCACUUCUUCAAUCUGGUUCUUCAAGUGGUGGUUCUCCUCUCGGAGACGCGAAACCUCUUCACGCAAGUACGUGUUGAUGUCCAGCUGUUGCUCCAACGAUGUCUUGGCCUCCAGCAGAGCAUCCUCCACUUCCAACUGCUUGACGUGGGCCAGAUCGGCUUGCUCCUGUACCAUGCGAUUGCAGUCGGCCAUGAUCCUCUCCACUUCCUCUUCUUUCUGAGAGAUCUCCGUCUUCUUAGCCUCCAACGACGUCUCGUAGUUCGCGAUCUGUUCAUGACUGGCAUUCACUUGUUCCUGGUGUUUGCGUAGCGCCUCCUCGUUCUUCUCCAGUUGAGCACGCAGUGUCUGCAUCUCCAGCUCGAACUGGGCUUGUCCCUGCUGCUCGUUGUGCGUGGCUCGCAGCUUCUCCUGCUCGUUCAAUAGCUCCGUGAUCAUCUGCUCGUCUGCAGCUCGUUGGCUCUUGAUCGUCUGCAGCGCCGCGGUCUGCGAGCUGAGCUCCUGCUGCAGCUUCACGAGUCUCGUGUCGAUGACGCGGCGACUGGCCAGCAUGUCCUCGUGCUGCUGCACCUUGUUGUCGUUCUCGCGCGCCGUCUUGCGUUCAUCUAGCAUACCUGUGAGCUUGGAGAUCUGGCCUUGUAGGAUACUCUUCUGCUCGCGUUCUAGCUUGAGCGCGUGCUCGAAUACGGUACCCGAACGCUUGGCGUCUUCCUCCUCUGUGAACGUGCGCGUGUAGGCCGUGAGCGGCGACCACUCGCCACACUGGCGCUUGGCUUCGUCCACCACACGCACUCGGAACACGUACGUCUGUAUAGUAGUUAUUCGUAAGAAAAAAUAAUAACACA